AAAAUAAAAAAAGUUUUCCACUGGAGUGUCCCUUUAAGUCAUGCGGAAAUAAGGAGCAUCCCUUUAAAUUGCACCUGUGCGCGGAGUCACAGGCAGUUAUCGGCGCGUUAUAUAUAUACGGGAAUAGAGGACUGUCUGUGAUAAUGGCGAGCGGUGUUGCCUACUUUUAUGUGUUUCUGGGAAAGCUGGGUAACAAGAUGGCGUCUGUUUACAGACUUGUGUAGUCGGAAAGUUGAUGAUUUCACCGGCGGGGGGAUUGGAUGUGGUAACAGGAUGUGGCUUUUAUGUCACCUUUAUAGACUGACCGCACAGAAUAUGCAAGGACGCCGUCCCAGAAUGCACUGCAGCCGACAGCGAAGAAGGGACGGUGAUGGAAUGGGAGUGGGGUCUGCACACCCCAUUGUGGCCAGCUGGGGGCGGUGUAUAUAGACAGAUAAAGGUAUACAUUCACUGGCCACUUUAUUGGGUACACCUGCUCCAUUCCUUGGUCACACAAAUAGCCGAUCGGCCAAUCACAUGGCAGCUACUCAAUACAUUUAGGCAUGUAGAUGUGGUCAAGACAACUCGCUGAAAUUCAAAGGGGAUUUAAGUGACCGUAAAUGUGGCAUGGUUGUCGGUGCCACAUGGGCUGAUUUGAGGAUUUCUGGGAUUUUUACUCACAACUAUCUCUAGGGUUUACAGAGACUGGUCCGAAAAAGAGAAAAGAGGCAGUUGUGUGGCGAAAAAUGCCUUGUUGAUGUCAGGGGAGAAUGGGCAGACUGGGUCGAGAUAACAGAAAGGCAACAGGUACUCAAAUAACCACUGGUUAUAACUUAGGUCUGCAGAGUACCAUCUCUGACCGCACACACUAAUAAAGUAGUCAGUGGUUCUCUGGGGUGGUAACACCACAACUCCCAGCAUGCCUUGACAGCCAUGGACAUACUGUAGUAUCAUUGUAUAUCAUCAUCAGUGUUCCCCAACCUGUGGCUCUUGGCUAUUGCAAAACUACAACUCCCAUCAUAGCCACAGGCUGGAGAACACUGAUCUAGAGACGUGUACAGGGGUCUGGAUGGUGGUUGUAAAGCUGCGGUGUUGUCGCAGUGGAUAAGGAUAUAUUCACACAAGUCAUUUACAAUACUGUCUGUAAAAUUGAGGCGGUUUUAACAGAGAUGGCGGUUUAUAUAAUUAUGAAAAUAAUAAUAACAACUCUGAUAAUAACUCUCCCAGUCCUUUAUUUUGUGGUGAUGGCCCCUUUAAGGCUUCCUGUCCCUGGUUACAGUAACUAGGAUGGGGGCGUGGCUAGAGAACAGGAAGUGCUGUGGUUGUAGGAAGCUGUGGAGCAACAUAUGGACCGGAGAAGGAUCAACACCGGGGACGACUCCGACUGGGAAGAGGAGGUGGACGAUGGCACAGCGCCCCCUGUACCCCGUCAGGAGAACCGCUCCCACUGGAGGAACCUGUCCGCCUUCUGGUUACUGGGUCUGUGUAAUAACUUCGCCUACGUGGUGAUGCUGAGCGCCGCACAUGACAUCCUGAAGACCGAGACCAAUCAGACCGCAGCUGUCAACGUGACGAACUCCAGCCGGUAUGAUUGCAACCAGAUCUCCACCGCUGCGGUGCUCCUGGCUGAUAUCCUGCCCACCCUGAUAAUAAAGUUCACUGCUCCCUUCUACAUCCACCAGAUCCCCUACAAUUACAGGGUGUCUCUCUGCAUCAUCACAGCCGCUGCCAGCUUCCUUAUCGUGUCCUUCUCUACACACAUCGCGGUCAGUCUGCUGGGGGUAGUAUUUGCCAGUAUCUCAUCCGGUCUAGGAGAAAUCACAUUCCUCAGCCUCACCGCAUUCUUCUACAGUGAUGUGGUCUCAUGUUGGUCGUCUGGUACUGGGGGUGCGGGGAUCCUGGGUGCCCUUUCUUAUCUUGGUCUCACUGAGGCUGGACUUUCUCCCCGGAGUUCCCUGCUGGUCAUGCUUAUAAUACCGGCCCUGCUCUUUAUAAGUUAUUUUGUCCUCCUUCUCCCCCCGUCCACUCUCCCACAAUGGAAGUUUCCAUCAGGUUACAGUUUAGCAGAUACGUCUGACGAGCGACCCCUUUUAGAUGGACCCUCACCUCGACUGUCAGAGAAGAGGUCUCGGCGGACGAUGGCGCACAAAUGGAAGAUUAUUAAGUCUCUCUUGAAGUAUAUGCUUCCCUUGUCCAUUGUCUACUUUGCUGAAUACUUCAUAAACCAGGGCUUGUACGAGCUGAUUUAUUUUCCGAAUAUCAAGAUGAGCCACUCAACACAAUACCGAUGGUUCCAGAUGCUGUAUCAGGCCGGUGUGUUUUUGUCUCGAUCCUCAGUCCGAUGCUUCAGGAUUAGACACAUCUGGAUUCUCUCUUUACUUCAGUGUGGAAUUGCCACUUUCCUUCUCGUGGGGGUGGCAGAGUUAUUCCUCCCGAGUCUGACGCUGCCAGGCAUCUUCCUUAUUAUCGUAUUUGAGGGUUUGCUCGGGGGCGCCGCCUACGUCAACACUUUCAACAACAUCGCCAUCGAGAGUAAUCCGGAAGAUCAGGAAUUCGCCAUGUCCGUCGCCUGCAUUUCAGACACCUUGGGGAUUUCACUGUCUGGAGCCAUCGCUAUACCUGUUCACAACUACUUCUGUGGCCUCUCGUAAGGCCACGGCUGGUUAAAAAAUAUGUGGCACUUGUACUGACCAAAAAGAGGGUGUUUCAAUAUGGAGGAUCUUCAUCAAACGCUACUAAUGGAGUCUCGCAUAUCGAAGCCGCAACAACUGUGUUACAAUGUAAAGCAUGGCAUGCCAUGAAGGAUGGGGCCGAAUAACUACCAUGUUGCACAGUACAACUUCUCAGACUCUGUUGAAUGUACUUGAUCUUGCAGAGUACAACUUCCAUACAUCGAGUGAUGCUCUUUGUAUCUGUGUUUCAUGCAUAAAGCAAUGGAAGGCCCAAUCAAAUGCAGACACUCCGCCAUAGUAUAGGGGCCUUACCUAGUGGAAUACAAAUAAUGUGAGCACACCUCCUGCAGGCCACACUCAGUAUUGCAGCAGUAUGGCCCUUAGAGCAGUGUUUCCCAACCAGUGUACCUCAAGCUGUUGAAAUAUACAACUCCCAGCAUGCCCGGACAGCCGUUGGUUGUCCAGGCAUGCUGUGAGUUGUAGUUUUGCAACAGCUAGGGGUACAAAGUACCACAUUAAUCAGUCACAUCUCCAAGACUGGUGCAAUAAUUUUUUGCCACCCUAGGAAAAAAGCUAAUUUUACCACCCCCCUUGACACGCCCCACCUUACUACUGGGGUGACACACUGUAACAUAACCCCUCCUCAUGUAAUCAUCUUACUACUGGGGUGACACACUGUAACAAACCUCCUCCCUGUGUAAUCACCUUACUACUGGGGUGACAGUUGAGCAGCUGUCAGGCCUGGAGAAAUGACUCUCUUGCGGAGGGCAGAACAGCACCCCCAUCAAGACGGCAAUCUAGGGGCCGCCUACUUUGCCUAUAGGUGGAGCCGGCCCUGCACGUCUCAUAGAUACCAAUACCCUCACCGAGUCUCCUCUCUGCCAUAUGUAGAAUUUUGUCUUAUUCCAUUCUCAUACUACAAGUGUUGAAUUAGUUAUUUUUGUUAAACUUUGCACAUCUUUUAUUGCAAUAUUUUCCAUCUUUUUGCUCAAUUCUAACAAUCUGUUCUUGUUCCAAAUGUAAAUAUUGUGACUGUUUUGGGGAGAAUUAUAGCUGUGCUGUCUUAUAAUUUAUGAACCAGGGGUAUUUUCUUUGUUGGGGGUAAACAUGUGAUUUCAAAAUAUUAAAAGAAAGUAACACGACAUAUUCUGGUGUAUUCAAUUGGUGUAAGGGUGUAAAUCUCUUCUGGGGCCAGGUCUGGGAUCGUGCUGGAUGAGAAGGGGCAGCCGCACCAGCUCCCUUCCAAUAUAUUCUUUGAUGAUCCCCCAGAUAUAAUCUGUGUCCCCCCUUUUCUGGUAUAAUCUGUGGUGCUUCCACUGGUAUAAUCUUCAAUGCUUCAAGCCCCAGUAUAAUUUGCUACCCCAGGUAUAAUCUCCUCUGAUUACCCCCGAUAGAAUCUGUUGCUCCUUCCCCAGUAUCUCCGGUUCUUCCCCAGUAUAAUCUCUGGUACAUAUUCCUUUUCCAAUGCUCCCCUCAGUAUGCAUAAUCUCCAGUACUCUCCUCGGUGUAAUCUCCUCGAUAUAGUCUCCAGUGCUUCCCCUCAGUAUAAUCUCUGGUGCUCCCC
Messenger RNA from Hyla sarda, 4215 nucleotides. RefSeq names its product CLN3 lysosomal/endosomal transmembrane protein, battenin (gene CLN3). The record is from RefSeq and is a predicted model, not a curated record. Gene Ontology annotation, cellular component: membrane; lysosome. NCBI's taxonomy places the organism in Eukaryota, Metazoa, Chordata, Amphibia, Anura, Hylidae. The coding region runs from base 1326 to 2630 and encodes 434 amino acids. The transcript is spliced from 15 exons. Gene Ontology annotation, biological process: regulation of intracellular pH; lysosome organization.